GCUCAGUACCCAGCUAUUAUAUCGAAAUCUUGAAGAUAUGUCGUCUUAUUUUGAAAACUUUGAGCCGUCAUGUGUAUGGUUCGAAAUAGGCGAGAAGCGUAAUAUACUCGCGUCUAUGUUGGCUGGAACAUUGUUCUCUGUAGGAUGGUGGUUCAUCAUUGACGCUCAUGCCAAAUAUCCUAGCGAAAUGCCAAGUGCAUACCAUUUAUGUGGAGUAUUUGGAACCCUUUCUCUUUUUAUGGUUAAUUCUGUAACAAAUGCACAAAUAAGAGGUGAGGGAUACAAUGGUGGAUACUUAGGAACUAGAGGUGCAAAAGGUUGGUUAUUCAUUGGAUUUGUAAUGGGAUUUGCUGCAGUAAUUGCAGCCUGUUGGAUUUUGUUUGCAGACUUCGUAGCUGCAGAGGCAAAACAUCAUUGGCCUGGUGUAGGUCUCUUUUUGCAAAACAUAUUUAUUUUUCUGGGAUCCCUUGCAUAUAAAUUUGGAAGGAUUGAAGAACUGUGAAGAUAAACAAUAUUUAAACAUUGUCAAUCUUUUUAUGCUUUGCACAGAAGCUCCUGGUUAUAUCAGACUUUAAAGUGCAAUACUUGAAACCAUGGAGCAAAUGAUUAUAAACA
Molecule: messenger RNA, 615 nt
Organism: Dufourea novaeangliae
Lineage: Eukaryota; Metazoa; Arthropoda; Insecta; Hymenoptera; Halictidae
Product: transmembrane protein 50A
Exons: 4
Coding region: 38-502 (154 amino acids)
Biological process (GO): late endosome to vacuole transport via multivesicular body sorting pathway; protein targeting to vacuole
Source: RefSeq, a predicted model, not a curated record